GAGGCGCGAGGGGGACGCUGGCCUCGGACGCGGGCGCUGGGAGCCGGGUCUGCUGCUGGGCCCUCGCUGGCCCCGUCUCCCUGCCCCGCACGGGUGUUCGCCGGGGGACGCUGAGCUUUGCCUGCUGCCUUUGCCCGCGCCACGAUGUUCCCCUUCCACAGCUGCUGGAGAACAGGACUGCUGCUCCUGCUGGCUGUGGCCGUGAGAGAGUCCUGGCAGACAGAAGAAAAAACCUGCGACCUGGUGGGAGAAAAGGGGAAAGAGUCAGAGAAAGAGUUGGCUCUGCUGAAGAGGCUGAAGCCACUGUUUAACAAAAGCUUUGAGAGCACCGUUGGCCAGGGCUCAGACACAUACAUCUACAUAUUCAGAGUGUGCCGAGAAGCUGGCAACCACACCUCUGGGGCAGGCCUGGUGCAGAUCGACAAAAGUAACGGGAAGGAGACGGUGGUAGGGCGACUCAAUGAGACUCACAUCUUCAAUGGAAGUGACUGGAUCAUGCUGAUCUACAAGGGGGGCGAUGAGUAUGACCGCCACUGCGGCAAGGAGCAGCGCCGCGCGGUCGUGAUGAUCUCCUGCAAUCGACACACGCUGGCGGACAACUUUAACCCUGUGUCUGAAGAGCGAGGCAAAGUCCAGGACUGUUUCUACCUCUUUGAGUUGGACAGCAGCCUGGCCUGUCCCCCGGAGGUCUCCCACCUCAGUGUGGGCUCAGUCUUACUUGUUACGUUUGCAUCACUGGUCGCUGUCUAUAUCAUCGGGGGCUUCCUGUACCAGCGACUGGUGGUGGGAGCCAAGGGAAUGGAGCAGUUUCCCCACCUAGCCUUCUGGCAGGAUCUUGGCAACCUGGUAGCAGAUGGGUGUGACUUUGUGUGCCGUUCCAAACCCCGAAAUGUGCCUGCUGCGUAUCGUGGUGUGGGGGAUGAUCAGCUGGGGGAAGAGUCAGAAGAAAGGGAUGAUCAUUUAUUACCAAUGUGAUUGACUGCACUUAGUCCAGCCUCCUCAGUCCCCCAAACCAAAGCAUACUCAGCCAGUUUUCUCAAGCAGUCUCCACUUGUCUCAUCUCACCCUUAGCAUUCCUCUUGCUUUCCUGUUCGCUUUUGAUUUGUAUUCUCUUCCCACUAGAACUGCCUUCUCCCUGGUUCCCUGUUGUCUUUCCUCCAGCAAUACAGGUGUGAUACUAAGGCCUGUGAAGACAGGCUACUGGAUUAUCACUUGGUAUCAGAAAGUACAAGUAGGAUAAUGGGCAAAAGGGGUUGGCAGACUCCCUGGCCCUUUCUUUUUUAAACGCAUCUUUACGAGCUUUUGAGACACUGGAUUUCUUUAAUUAAAAAAAAAAAAAAGACAUUAUUUAUACAGGUUUGAUUGCUUUCAUGCCAUUACUCUGUACCCUACACUAGUCUCUAUGAGAACCUGGAUGUAAUUUCUUGCUGCUUGGAACUCCUUUACAGUGAUCACUUGGUUGCAGUCCAAGUGCUCCCAUAUGACCUGAGCCUGGGAUGUUCUAGACUUGCCUCUCCCACCUGUGGGAUUAAGACAGGAAAAACAGGAAAUUUCCCAACUACAGGAUUAUAGGAUGCACCACAUCAUUUGUUGGUGUUGGGGUGACUUUAUAGUUGGAAUUGUGGGCUUGUAGGUAUUGGUCUACAUGUAGCCAAAAUGCCUAAUUCAGAAAUCCAGGCCGUCGGGAAAGGGAAGGAAACUGGCCCAGCCUCCUGUGCUGCAGGGACUCCAAAGUCUCUUUACCUUGUGGUGGGAUCUCUUGUUUUCUUCCCCAUUUGUACAGUUUCCUUGUUCCUCCACCAGUAUUUCUAAACAUGCUGCACUUUCUUCACAGGCAUGUGGCUUUGACUUUUUUUUCUUCACUCUUCUGGAAAGGGAAUGGAAGCAGAAGUGGGACGUUUAGGGCUGUGCCAGCCUCUGCUCUGAGCAGAGUGGCUGCUGCACCCGUCCCUUCUGCUGGCUCAGGGAAGUGUCCCCUCACGUUUCUGUGGGGACGGGUUUUUAAUCCUCUGAUGCUCGCAUCUUUCUGUUGCUAUUUCUGUAUAGUGAACCUCUGGGCCACUGCAGAGUAACAUGGCUCCACUGGACACAAAAGAGGAACGGAAUCCACAGGCAGGGCCUUUUUUGUAAGCCUUUAGAGAGGCAAAUGAAAAUUCAUCUUUGGACUUUUCAAUACUAUUGGAAUGACUUUCUUUCUAAACAGGGAAAAUAAUGUUAUAAAAGCAUCUUUUUUGUUACAUGUUUGCAUUCCUCCCCCA
This is a messenger RNA of Lepus europaeus (European hare), 2258 nucleotides long. It is a transcript of the gene M6PR, whose product is annotated as mannose-6-phosphate receptor, cation dependent. Gene Ontology annotation, cellular component: endosome; Golgi apparatus; trans-Golgi network. The record is from RefSeq and is a predicted model, not a curated record. NCBI's taxonomy places the organism in Eukaryota, Metazoa, Chordata, Mammalia, Lagomorpha, Leporidae. The coding region runs from base 145 to 975 and encodes 276 amino acids. Gene Ontology annotation, molecular function: protein domain specific binding. Gene Ontology annotation, biological process: protein targeting to lysosome. The transcript is spliced from 7 exons.